This is a messenger RNA of Epinephelus moara (kelp grouper), 5335 nucleotides long. It is a transcript of the gene fbh1, whose product is annotated as F-box DNA helicase 1. Gene Ontology annotation, cellular component: nucleus. Bases 170 to 3349 code for a protein of 1059 amino acids. The record is from RefSeq and is a predicted model, not a curated record. NCBI's taxonomy places the organism in Eukaryota, Metazoa, Chordata, Actinopteri, Perciformes, Serranidae. Gene Ontology annotation, biological process: replication fork processing; double-strand break repair via homologous recombination. Gene Ontology annotation, molecular function: 3'-5' DNA helicase activity; ATP binding; hydrolase activity. The transcript has 22 exons.
AAUCAUGUGGCUUCUUGACCAACACAAACAGUUGAAAACCUUUCCUCAAAUUAUUACAAGCUAACUCUGAUGCCUUUAUUCAAGCGAAAACUACGACAAAAAUGGCAGCGUCACGCCAAUGACCUAACGUUAGAUUUGUGACUGAGAUACGAAUGAGCUGGACACAACGAUGGAGAUGGCUGUUAAAGGAAAGGCCAAAAGGAGGCAUUUGACUGCAGAGGAGUGUGAUGAUCUGGGACAACAUGCAGAGGGCACUAAUGCCCUCACCCAGCCCCUCAUUGUCAACCAUGUGCAGGGCAAUCGCGACCCCAACCGGGGGCUUUACCCCAGGACACCCACCAAGCGACGGAAGUGUGCAUCUGUCCCAGGAAGUCCUGCCGGCCAACAGAGAGGCAUCAACAACUUCUUCUCUGUGACAGGAGUCAUCAGCUCCAGUCCGCACAAAUCCUCCCAGCCCUGCUCUUCAACUUGCACAAAUAGACUCAAUGGAGAACUUUUUCCUAGUGAAGGGCCAAAGGAUGUGAAAUCAGACGAGGAGGAUGACGAUGUCAGCCUGCUAGCUGCCGCAUUGGCGGCAGAACCCGAAGCAGAGGAGGACGAGGUUGACAAUAUGAGCCUUUUAGCUGCUGAGAUGCUGUCGAAGCCUGAAACAAAGAAGGAGGAAGUGGAUCAUUUGGAAGGACUGACAGCAGAGAUGUUUGGGGAUGAUGACGAAUUUGACCAAUGUGACAUUCUCAAUGAGGAAGAGGAGGUGGAGGCCCUCCCUGAUUCCCACUAUGGACUCCUGGGCAGCAGCAAGGCCCUGCUGGUGCCGCAGGGCUGCAUGGAUGACCUUCCAGAGGAGGUGCUGAGACAAAUACUGUGCCUUGUCCCUGCCCAGGACCUCUACCGCAGUGUCAGCCGUGUCUGCCAUCACUGGAGGAACAUCGUCAAGGACACCAAGUUUGUCCCCUACAAAAAACAGUACUUCCGCUACAUGAUGAGGGAGAAGGUAACAAUGCUGGAGAUCCUCUCCAUCCUGGAGAACAGCAGCAUAACGGAUCCAGCAUCAUCACAGCACAGCAUACGAUACCUUGUUGCUUUAAUGGCUCAGCAUAAGGUCGGAGAGCGGGUGAGGCCAGAGGACGUUUUGGAGUGUGUUAAGAAACAUCGCCUUUUUCCUCAGGCUGAGGCCUCAAUCAGAUUACGUAUUCCUGACAUUCAGAAGUACCAUAACCUUGGCAAUGAGGGUCCCAACCCGUACGCAGCCAUGGCUGUCAUACUGAUCCUAAGUGAGAAUGUUGGUGACGUGCAGUCCUUGGUGUCUCUCCUCACCGGCUGCAUGUCGCACACCGGCAUCACAGAGUACCUCAGCCACAUGGCCAUGAUGUUGCUCGCUUUAAAGAGGAGCAACAUUAAGAUUAGUAACAGGUUGCAUUACAACAUCUACUACGUACUUAACCUCAUGGAGAGUGGCGCCAUUCCUGUCGACUCCAGUCAGAGUGGGCGGCCUCAGAUUCAGCUCACACGUGAACAGCAGCAUAUCCUCAGCCACAACAUCCAGGAAGACCAUGUGGUCAAGAUCGUGGCUUUUGCAGGUACAGGGAAGACGACCACGCUGGUGAAGUACGCCGAGCAGUGGCCGCACCUCCGUUUCCUGUAUGUGGCCUUCAACAAGUCAGUGGCCCUUGAGGCGCAGCGGCGCUUCCCCCGCAACGUGUCCUGCAAGACUAUCCACUCGAUGGCUUUCAGAGAAGUUGGUAUUAGAUACCAUCAACAUAAGAAGCUAAUCUCCAACCUGAAACCAUUUGCCAUCAGCUCUGUCCUGCCUGAAGGUCACGGUGGCUUUGCAAAGGCCAAAAUAGUGACCACAACUCUCAACACCUUCAUGGCUUCAACAGACACGACUAUCAACAUCACUCAUGUCCCCUGGUCCCGCAAGAGCAAGGACGGCCUCAGGGAGAUUAUAGACGACAGUGAAAGAGCGGUGUUUGUCCUCGACGCACAAAUGAUCUGGAACAAAAUGAAGGAUCUGAAUGUGACAAAAGAAGAAGGCUUCAACAUGGUCCAUGACGGUUACCUGAAGUUAUGGCAGCUCCAAGAGCCGAAGCCUUGCUUGUCUCACCAAUACGACGUCCUUUUGAUCGACGAGGCCCAGGACUGCACUCCAGCCAUCAUGGAUAUACUACUGUCCCAGGACUGUGGGAAAAUCCUGGUUGGAGAUCCUCAUCAGCAGAUCUACACCUUCAGAGGAGCUGUCAAUGCCCUGAACCUUGUUGGUCACACACACAUCUACUACCUGACACAGAGCUUUCGGUUCGGUGCUGAGAUCGCCUACGUGGGUGCCACCAUCCUUAAAGUGUGCAAAGGAGUGGAGAAGAUUCUGGUGGGAGGAAAACAAAAAGGUGGUGUGUGUGAUGAGACGGCAGAGAGGAUUAGAGUAGCUAUGAUGGCGGGUGUCAGUCUUGGCCGAGGGAAGACGGCCAUCUUGUCAAGAUGCAAUCUUGGCGUGUUCAGCGAAGCCGUCCGGCUCACAGAUUGCAACGUGAACUGUCGGAUCCACUUCAUAGGAGGUGUUUAUGGUUACGGUCUGUCUAGGAUCCUGGACAUCUGGCACCUGCUGGAAGGAGGAGGAAAUCCAAGAUUCAUCAAAGAUCCAUUGAUUCGCUGCUUCGCCAGAAAAAAAAAAGAGGGUCCCUACUGGGCCUUUAAAAAGUACGUCACACAGACCGAGGACGCAGAGCUGGAAGGCAAACUCAGCAUCGUUGAAAAAUACGGAAAGCGCAUCCCUGAACUGGUGAAGCGCCUGGAAAGUUCGUUUGAGCAGGACCUCCACAGAGCGGACUUCAUAGUGGGAACAGUCCACAAGGCCAAAGGUCUGGAGUUUGACGCUGUGAUGAUCACCGAUGACUUUGCCAAGGUUCCAGCCUCAAAGCACAAUCUGCACUUCAAUCCAGAAUUCAGAUUUGGUGAUGUCUCUGAUGAUGAGUGGAACCUGCUGUAUGUGGCGGUGACUCGUGCCAGAACGUCACUGAUCAUCACUAAGACCGUCCGCCGCAUUCUCACAGUGGCUGGGGAAUACUUUCUGAAGUCGGAGAUGCCCAGCACCUUGUUGAAGGACAGAAUCGCGCUCCCGUGCUGUGUCAAAGACUGUCCCAACUGCACUACACCCGGCUCAGCCUUCAUCAUGUGCAAACAAACGAUGAAAUGUUCUGACGGUGUAUCUGUGGGUGGCCCGUUGUGCGAACGAUGCGUAUGGACCCGCAUCGGUCCAACUGCUUUCCUCAUGACUGAUGAGGUACUCUCGAUGGCUCCAGUGCCUCGAAGACUGCAGCAGGUCCAUCACAUGAUGCUCCUGGGGCUUUUUUAAAGCAACACUACAACAGACUGUUUUUAUUUUUGAAAAUGCUUUCAACUUUCUUUGUAACAGACACAUUUUUCUGUGCUGUAAUGAAGGGAAUUUGUUGUGAUAUCCAGUCCAGCUGUCCUUAAGAAAGGCGAUUAACAGCUCCCAGUGGCCAUCAGUAGGAGGUUUUACUGGAGAGCACGGUGUGAUUGUGUUUGAGUACAAACGUAUAAAAAGAAAACUGCUGGCAGACUUGUAAAUUUUUUGUCAGUGUCUUUAUUUUUUAAUCAGAUCUUGAAGUCGGUUGAAGUUUAAAAUGUGUUAAUUAUGACUUCAAAAGUAGCUGACAAGAUAAAACCUAACUUUAAUUUCAUUGUAAUUGCAUUAGUAAAUAAUCUAUUGAUAUUUGAAAGAUAGUACAAGUUGGCAUUGUGUGUAAGGCAGAGGAACACUCCAACGGCUGCACUGGGAUUUACUGAAUUCCUUUUUAAGUUCUUCCUGCCAAACAGCUGUUACCAAUCACUCUCAUUUCCUUUAGAACUCAGUCAAACAGCAUUUCAACUAAUGGCACAACACCACAAAAGCUUUUCAGCACACAAGAUGGAAGAGAGAAUGAAUUAUUAAAUAUUGAGUAAGUAUUAGAAUACAAAGUCCUCUUUUACAAGUGACCCAAAGUUAACAGGGAGAUUUGUUUAUCCUGAGCAAAGUGUUUGACCCUAAAAAAUAUCGUCUCUUAUACAAAUUCUCUGUCACAUUGUUAUGAUUUUAUUAUGACGAGGAGUCAAUGUGCACUACUGAACAUGACCAGCUUGGAGUUUCAUUCUACAAAAGAGUGACAGGAUAAUCUAACAGGAAAUGAUGACUUGCAAGUGUUAUUGUAUUACUCAAGUUCACAUCUGGAACUAGAGAAUUCAAAAAACUUCCAGAGGAAAUGCCCAACACUGGAGAGGGAAAAAAAUGAUGUUACUCUUGCACAAUGUGUCUACAUACUCUAGUUUAGACUUGAAAGCUGAAUCUAUCAGCAGCUAUAUAUAGUCACUGAUUAUGUCAAGUCCGACAUUCACAGAACGAAUGUCUUUUUUUUUUAAUUGGAGACACCAGGUGAUGUCAUGCACUGGUCACUUUUGAGAUUCUGGGCUUUUUUGCUUCCACAUCCUCUUUCAGAGAAGUGGGAAGAAAACGGCCAAAUUACACAUUUACAUGUAGGUGGUUAUUUCAGAUAUCCGUUCUGGAAAUGAAAAAGCCCAUACUGAAUCAGAUAAUGCUUCAUUUGCACAUUUAAACACAAAAUUAAAAAAAAAAAACUUUUAAUACAAAAAAAGUUUCAUUGUGAUGUCCAUUAGUUAUGUUUUUACUUAAUCCACCAGUAGUGUCUUAUUUUUUGGUCUAAAAUUGUAUGACAUUUUACAAAACAUAUCUUUUAAAGGCCUUUUUCUCAAGCACUGUAAUGUCCCUUCUAGGUUUUUACCAAGGGGUUUGUUCACAUACCAUUCAUAGCCUGCUUAAAAUAACAUUUUGUUCCCAAGAGAAAGUGAAAAUGGAUUCUUUUAAUAACUGUUGGCAGUAUUUUGAGUGAUAAAAAGAGAAAAAUGUCCUCUUUAGAAUUGCUUUCACUCUAAUACGUCGACAGAGCAACUAGGGGACAGAAGGAAGGAACAGAUACUUUUAACUUAGUGAGUAGGUGUGGUUGACCCUGUUGCUAGGUGUGAUGCAUUGUUUUACUGUUGUGAUUGGUUGUCACAGACAUGCCCUUUUGUGAGCUUGCAAGGUGUGGACACCCAGUGGAAAUGAAAUUAACUGCUGACCCUGAAAGUGAUCUCAUUGUUAAUGUGAUCACUCUGCUGAUGGAAGGUUGAGACAGAUCCAGGUAAUUGCUGCUGUAGUGUUGCAUGUUUCCAGUUUUUCCAAAUAUCUCAGUGUUGUGAUCAUUUCAUUUCUGGCAAUAAACUGUAGGUGGGAAAUGUGUGCGUAUCCCUAAUGAGAUGAUCCACACAUAGUAUUCCCCCUUGA